Molecule: messenger RNA, 2103 nt
Organism: Cryptotermes secundus
Lineage: Eukaryota; Metazoa; Arthropoda; Insecta; Blattodea; Kalotermitidae
Gene: Gip
Product: putative hydroxypyruvate isomerase
Exons: 5
Coding region: 324-1112 (262 amino acids)
Biological process (GO): glyoxylate metabolic process
Molecular function (GO): hydroxypyruvate isomerase activity
Source: RefSeq, a predicted model, not a curated record
AGCAGUGGUGACAAUUUGCUAUAUAGGACGUGUAUGCUGCCAACUUGAAACACUAAAUACUAGAAACUAUCGAAAAGUUAUAAAUAUGAAAUAUAUAGGAUAAGACUGACUUGUCAGUAAUUUUUGUGAUAAGAUAAAUGCAUGUUUGUGUGAACUGCACUGUUACUAAUAUCACUUUAAAGCUAAUCUAGGUAUUACGAAACAGCAUAACCUUUAAACUGUGUCGCAGGUGUAUUUCUUGCCAGUAUUAAGGAGCCGUAUCUGAAAAACAAUAUUACAUUUUAAGACACAACUGUGAAAAUAAUAUAUAUAAAAAUAUUGAAAUGCCACUUAAAUUUUGUGCUAACCUAUCAUUUAUGUUCCAAGAGACGACUUCACUUCUAGAACGGUAUCAGCUUGCAAAGGAUGUGGGUUUUCGAGCCGUAGAAUGUGCAUUUCCGUAUGUACAUACAGUCGAUGAAGUUGUUGCUGCACAGAAGAAGGCAAAUGUGGAACAGAUUUUAAUAAAUGCUUUUGUAGGUGAUGUCACUAAAGGUGAACUGGGAUUUGCAUCGAUUCCUGGAGCUGAAGAGAAAUUCAAUGAUAGCCUUAACCUAGCAGUGAAAUAUGCAAAAGCACUAAAAUGUUCCAGGGUCCAUGUAAUGUCUGGUGCUGUGGAGAAAGUGAAUGAAGAAAAUGUGAAAACAUAUGAGAAGAACAUAAAGCAUGCAGCAUCUUUAUUUGAAAAAGAGAAUAUUAUUGGAUUAAUAGAACCGAUCAAUCCUUUCUCAGUUCCUAAGUACUACAUGAAUGACUUUCAGAAAGGUCUCAAGGUAGUGAAAAAAGUUAACAGUCCAAACUUGAAGCUUAUGUUGGACAUGUUCCAUUUGCAGCACUUACAUGGAAACCUGACUCUCAACAUCAAGGAGUUGCUGCCUUAUGUUGGUCACAUCCAAGUGGCACAAGUGCCAGAUCGUCAUGAACCCAAUACUAGUGGAGAAAUUGACUAUCGAUACAUCUUUUCUCUACUAGAACAGUUAGAAUAUGAUGGCUGGAUUGGACUUGAAUACAGGCCAGCAGGAGGCACAAAGGAAGGACUUAAAUGGGUUGAAGAGUUCAACAUGAAACUAUAAAAUUCAAACAUUCACUGUUUACUUUAUGUUAUAACGUAUUAAGGCACAAAUAUUAUGUCCAGUUCAGUUCUCACCGAAAUCAAAUUUAUGAUGCAUAAUGUAAUUUUCUUGUAGGAUCUGCAGCAUCUCAUAAUUUUUCUCCAAUUGCAAAGGAUAUCUUGGACUUGCAGUAGGUGCACAGAAACAUGGUUGUAAUCAAAAGCACUCAAGCUCAAAACGGGUUACAUGUUAGAAUAUAAUAUAUGUGCUUUAAACGGGUGGUAUAUACUUAAAGGGUAGGGUUAUCAGUGUGAAUUUAACAACUUUUGUCUGUGUUCUCACAGUGGUGGUUUAAAAGGGUACUAUCUUUUGGGAUAUAAUGCUGUGUAGUUGAGUGAAAGUCAGCUGUCAUUUUGGAGAACAAAUCAUAGGCAAAAAGCUUCAUGCUUGUUUCUUGCCUGGCUUACCCCUUGACAUUAAAGGUGGAGACAAUAUGGUUUUCCAAGAUGUUGACUUUCACCACACUAGGAGGCGUUAUGUCUCAGAGGAUAGAUAUUUUCAGGUUUUGCAUAUCAUAAUGAACACAAUAUUGUGAUUAAAUAUUCAUGUUAUUCCAGAAUACAUCUUAUUUAUCGUUUGUUUCUUACAUUCUGAUGUCUAAAGUUUGUUACCCCCACAAAAGAGAAAACUAAGUAGGCUGUAUAUGUUCACGCAUGUGUGUGUGUGGGUUUUUUGCGUUUGUGUGUCCCCCUCCCCCCAUGUUCCCAUGGAGGGGGUGUCAAAGACUGCUGAUUUCCUGUGUACAGUUGUGAUCAAACUUCAUGGUUCAGAGCAACAGUAGUCUGUCUUCCAAUGUAAGAUCCUUUCAGCAUUCAGAAUAUGCAAUGUGUUUAUACUGAUGAGAACUCCUGAAAGUUUUUUCUGUAACUAGACUUAUAUGCCAAAACAUAUGUACCCCUUGUAUAUUUCUUUCUAUAUAAGAGUAAAUAAAAAAAUGUUAUUUCCAUCUCUA